This is a messenger RNA of Manis pentadactyla (Chinese pangolin), 2690 nucleotides long. RefSeq names its product early growth response 4 (gene EGR4). The record is from RefSeq and is a predicted model, not a curated record. Bases 389 to 2140 code for a protein of 583 amino acids. Gene Ontology annotation, molecular function: DNA-binding transcription factor activity, RNA polymerase II-specific; RNA polymerase II cis-regulatory region sequence-specific DNA binding. Gene Ontology annotation, biological process: regulation of transcription by RNA polymerase II. The transcript is spliced from 2 exons. Lineage: Eukaryota; Metazoa; Chordata; Mammalia; Pholidota; Manidae.
UCUAGGUCGCAGGUGAGGCCGCUGAUGUCCCUCCCGGCAGAUUAAAUGAUACAGAAGUGGCAGAAAGUGGAUUCGAACCCGAAGUUGUGGCAUCCCAAAGUCACGUGCUCUUUCCUCGGCUGCCUUCCGCUUCUGCCUCCAGGCGGGAAGCGCACUAACUGGUCGUUGGGCCUCACUCGGCGCAGCGCCCGGGCCAAGCGCACCCGCGGCCCCGGCACGCACAGGGCUCCACGCUUGGGGAGCGCGCGCGCACGCAGCGGCACGGGCUCGGCAGCGGCGGCGGCGACGACGUCACGGCCCGAGUUUUCCUUUUCGGGAGUCCCCGGCAAACAUCCUGUGUCCAUGUUUGGGCAUUUACGUCACGACGGCAGGGCCGGGGCCUCCCGAAAUGGCAGUGGCCCGGGGAGUCGGAAGCCCGGAGCCAGCGCCGCCGCUGCUAUAUAAGUGGGGGGGCCAAGGAUUGGGGGAGCCCGGCUGCGCUUUGGAGAGGCGAGGAGCUGCCGCCCGAGGCUGGUCUCGGCUAGCAAGGGCUCCUCGGCCUCGCAACCACUUUCCCAGAGGUGAGCCCCUGGAGCCAGGAGCCCGGGUGCCCAGGUCUGCGAGGCGUGGGGCACCCCGACUGCCGGCCUCCUCGCCACCCGCGUCCUCUCAAGCCCAGCGGGCGAGGCCCCCGGCGCCCCGCAGUCGCCGCCGCGCCAUGCUCCACCUUAGCGAGUUUUCCGGCCCCGACGCGCUCUUAGCCAAGUCCACCGAGGACUGCUGCGCCGAACCCUGCACCGAAUUGUCCCGGCUGUCGGCCAGGGACGCGCCAGCGACCGCCGGCUACUCCGGAGCAGGCGACUUCUUGAGCUGGGCUUUGAGCAGCUGCGGCGCCGGGGGGGAUUUAGCUGAUUCCUGCUUCCUGGAGGGGCCUGCACCCACACCCCCUCCCGGCCUCAGCUACAGCGGUAGCUUCUUCAUCCAGGCAGUGCCCGAACACCCGCACGACCCGGAGGCACUCUUCAAUCUCAUGUCGGGCAUCCUAGGUCUGGCAUCUUUCCCCGGCCCGGAGGCGGCAGCAUCCCGCUCUCCGCUGGACGCCUCUUUUCCCGCAGGCCCCGACACCUUGUUGCCGGGUCCGCCGGACCUUUACUCCCCGGAUCUGGGCUCUGCCACCUUCCCAGAGGCGCUCUGGGAGGUCUCGUCCUCAGCGGGCACCCCUUCACAGUGCUUGUAUGAGCCUCAGCUCUCCCCGCCCGACGUCAAGCCAGGCCUCCGCGCCCCUCCGGCCUCACCAGCUCCGGACACUGCCUCGGCCUUCAAAGGUCCUUACGCUCCCUGGGAGCUGCUCUCAGGGAGCUGUGGGUCACAGGGAGUUUACCAGGGCGCGCCCGAGGCCCGUUUCCCUCCGAUGGGAACCAAGAUUGAAGACCUGCUGUCCAUCAGCUGCCCCGCGGAGCUGCCGGCCGGUCCGGCCAACAGACUUUACAACACGGGGGUCUACGACGCUUUCCCGCUGGCCCCGGGUGACUUAGGGGAGGGGACCGAGAGCCUCCCGGAGCUCCUGACCCCUCCUAGUGGGGAGGGGGGGAGUACCGGCGACAAUGGAGAGUUUCUGGCCAGCACGCAGCCUCAGCCGUCUCCGCUGAGCCUCCGCAGCGCCACGGCGGACUUCUCGAAACCCCUGGUGACAGACGUCUCUGGAAGCAGCGGCGUACCUGAGCCUCCUGGGCCACCGCCUCAGGCUCCAUUUCCCCCUGCCAAAGCGCGGCGCAAGGGGCGCAGGGGCGGCAAGUGCAGCGCGCGCUGCUUCUGCCCGCGGCCGCAUGCCAAGGCCUUUGCUUGCCCUGUGGAGAGCUGUGUGCGCAGCUUUGCGCGCUCCGACGAGCUCAACCGCCACCUGCGCAUACACACGGGCCACAAGCCUUUCCAGUGCCGCAUCUGCCUCCGCAACUUCAGCCGCAGCGACCACCUUACCACACACGUGCGCACUCACACAGGCGAGAAGCCUUUUGCUUGCGACGUGUGCGGCCGCCGCUUCGCGCGCAGCGAUGAGAAGAAACGGCACAGCAAGGUGCACCUCAAGCAGAAGGCGCGCGCCGAGGAGCGGCUCAAAGGCCUUGGCUUUUACUCAUUGGGCCUCUCCUUCGCCGCCCUGUGAGGGGAGAAAUGGGUUUGUAAAUUGGGGCGUAGCCGUCCGGCGCGCACAAAAAGACCUGGCCUGACCCCACCCCCGCCUCUCCACUCCUCUUCCUGUCACGCCCGGGGGCCGGCUUGGUCCAGCUUCCAGUUCCCGUGAAGCGCCCACUGCACACGCCCUUCAGCACCAGCUCCGUGGACAGCUCCCAGGGCCCAGGCGCUGUGUCCCGCGUUAGCUGCGCUUUGGGAAAAUCCCUCUCAGGUCACCCACUGAGUAGGCAUUUCCUUGGGACUUAAGACAGUCUUUUGUACUUGGCUUGGCGCACGCCCCACGCCCUCCCCUAACCCCACCCCACCCCCAGAGACAGGCUGGGGCAGCGCAGAGCCGGUCUCGCGCGGGAUUUUGUACAGCAGUGUCGUUUCCAGCAGCCAUUGGAUGUAACGUUUUGCUUUGGGGUUAUUUCCUUUUUGUUGUUGUUAAUUUUGUAAAGCAGACGCUACUCUCAAGCAGUUGACAAAACUGUUUAUUUUUGCAAUUAAAAGUAUCGUGCUAAAAGCUUACUGAUUUGCCA